This is a messenger RNA of Peniophora sp. CBMAI 1063, 840 nucleotides long. The record is from the annotation of a GenBank genome assembly. Lineage: Eukaryota; Fungi; Basidiomycota; Agaricomycetes; Russulales; Peniophoraceae.
AUGGCCUCCCUCGACUUGAACACACUCUUUGGCGUGAAGGGAAAGACCGUCCUCAUCACGGGCGGAAGCAGGGGGAUCGGGAGGAUGAUCGCCACAGGCUUCGUGCAGAACGGCGCGAAGGUGUACAUCAGCUCUCGCUCGGUCAAGGACUGUCAGGAAACCGCGGCUGAGCUCAAUAAACUCGGUCCUGGAAAAGCCUUUGCUCUGCCCGCGGACAUGCAGAAGCUCUCUGACGUCGACCACCUUGUUGCCGAACUCAGCAAGCACGAGAAGGCACUGCACGUACUCGUAAACAAUGCUGGUGCCGCGUGGGGUGACGAGAUCGACCAGUACCCGGACCAAGCUUUCUCCAAGCUCCUCACGCUCAACCUCCAACGCGUGUUCACCUUGACGCAGAAGUGUCUUCCGCUUCUGCGCGCGGCCGCGGAACAAGGCGGCAAGGACGAGCAGACUCAGAUUUACAGGGACCCUGCUCGCAUCAUCAACAUUGGCUCUGUCGAGGGACUUGGGGUCCCCGCACACGAAACGUACGCAUACUCGGCGUCGAAGGCCGGCCUUCAUCACCUCAGCCGUCACCUCGCCGGCCGUCUCGGUGGCGAGGGUAUCACCAGCAACACCAUCGCAUGUGGACCGUUUGAGAGCAAGAUGAUGGCACACACUUUGAAGACCAUGGGCGACGUUCUUCGGUCACAGAUCCCACUGAACCGUAUCGGUACUCCAGAGGAUGUUGCAGGAACGGCGUUGUAUUUGUCAAGUCGCGCGGGUGCCUAUACCAACGGUGCCACUAUCACUGUCGACGGCGGUAGCUUAACGUUCAUGGGACCGACUGCUCGUCUCUAG